AUGAAGCAGAAGGAAGACAUAACCAAGUCCUUCCAAGGCCCGACUGUUGUGUGCAGGACUCUGAACAAUCAUGUUUACAUGUUUCAAGAUGGCAAUGGGGACUCAGGUGACUCCUCUGAGGAAGAAACAAGACACGUCCUGCGGCCCCAGAGCAGAGAGUGCCGCUGGGACUACACCCACCACCCUUGUCUGCCAAGAGCCACCAGUGUUGUUCUGCUGCAGCUGCAGCUGACCCAGGAGGACAGCCUCAACAGGCUGGUGCUGCAGUAUGGCUGCAAAGUGGCAGGUAUCAAGAAAGUAAACAACUUCAUCCAAGAACAGGACUUAUAUGCUUUAAAAUCUGUUAAGAUUCCCAUGAAAACCUAUGGGAUCCUAACAGAGACCCACAACAGGCUACACCCCCUCCUGAUCCCAUCCUCAGAGACCAGGGUGACCUGCGUGGAGCUGCUUGACCCGGGUCAAGCUGGUGCUGGUGUCCAGUCCAGCCAGCUGACGGAUUUCUUUAAGGAGAUUGAUUAGAAUAUUGAGAGUGUGGUACAGUCGGAACUCUUUCUGCAUAAAAGUUCCUGUGUUGAGACUUCUAGUCAGCUGCUGUUGCCUGCUACUCUGAAGAGGCCAACAGAUGGUACAGACUGUGGAAUCCAGUGGUGGAAUGCUGUUCUCAUCAUGCUCUUGGUUGGGAUUGUUUUGCCAGUGUUUUAUUUAGUCUGUUUUAAAAUACAAGCUACUGGUGAGACACCAAGUAGUUUGAAUACAACUACUGUCGCUAAUGGCUCAGUAGGCACUGGGAAAGCUGUCAAAUUAGCAAUGCUGGUUCCUGCCACCAUUUCCUCAGAUAACCAUUUUGGUUGCCCCAUCUGUGCAGCAUCCUGGCCAUCUCUUAAAGGUGCAGUGUUUUCUCUGACUGAUGGAUGA
Messenger RNA from Elephantulus edwardii (Cape elephant shrew), 915 nucleotides. RefSeq names its product LysM, putative peptidoglycan-binding, domain containing 4 (gene LYSMD4). The record is from RefSeq and is a predicted model, not a curated record. NCBI's taxonomy places the organism in Eukaryota, Metazoa, Chordata, Mammalia, Macroscelidea, Macroscelididae.